Messenger RNA from Oldenlandia corymbosa var. corymbosa, 1482 nucleotides. The record is from the annotation of a GenBank genome assembly. NCBI's taxonomy places the organism in Eukaryota, Viridiplantae, Streptophyta, Magnoliopsida, Gentianales, Rubiaceae.
GGACGGUAAAAAUAAAAACAAAAAUAUUUGAAAAAAGAAAUACUAGAAAAUAGAUAAAAAGUCCAAAAACGCAAUUGGUAAGGGUCAAAAAAUCAAAAAAGACAAAAAAACGCAUCCCAUCGUCUGUCCUGCAGCACUGGGUGACUGAAACGCCGUGGCCAUGGCGGCUUCUCUCCGGUCAAAUUUCAGCUUCCUCAACCCUCACCUUUUCACUCACACUCAUCCUAAAUUCACCACGAGAAGAAGAUGCUUCGUUCCCAUAGUCUGCGGAAGACGGGACAACCGUGGUCCUCUGCAGAAAGGCCGAGUUCUAAGCAUCGAAGCCAUCCAAGCCGUCCAAUCCCUCAAAAGGGUUCACAGAACCGACCCGAAUAACCUCAAAAACUCCGAAGCGAUCCUCUCCCGCCUCAUCAAAGCCGACCUCAUUGCGACCUUCAAUGAGCUGCUGCGGCAGGAGCAGAUUGAAAUCGCCCUCAAGGUAUUCUCCGCUAUCCGAUCCGAAUACAAUCCGGAUUUGGGUCUGUACGCGGAUUUGGUUACGGGUUUGGAUAAGAAAGGACUGACGAAGGAGAUUGACGAUCUGGUGUGCGAAUUGGAGGAGGCGGCGGGGGGCGGAAUUGAUUGGGAUGACAAAGGCUUGGUGGCGCUGGUUAGAGCGUUGAUUGCAGCUGACAGAGCGGAAUCGACGGUCAGGAUUUACGGGCUGAUGAAGAGAAACGGGUGGGGCUCCAAUUCGGAGUCGAUGGAUGAGUAUCUUGCUAAAGUUUUGAUCAGAGGGUUGAGGCUAUUUGGGGAGGAGGAUUUGGCAGAUGAGAUUGAUGAGAAAUUAAAGAGAUUGUAUAAGGGUGUCCUGGGUAGUGGGUUCACAGUAGUAUGAUUCGUGGACUUUUUCUGGUUUGAAUUUUGAUUUACAAUAUCAGAAACAUUACAGAGUGAAAUUAUUCUGCUUUACUCUAUUGUCACAUUAUUAGUUACAGUAUUAUAUUUCUUCCGUUGAACCCUACUUCAUGGCCUAGUUGAUGUUUUGAAUUCCCAGGAGAGAUGAUAAAAGUGCUUCCAAGACAGUGAAUCACAGUAUCGCACAAUGGUGGUGGUUGUUACUCUGAAUUUUUUUGUGCUGGGGGAAUGUAACAAUUAAAAUGCUGGCAAAUGGAAUUCUUAUACUCUCAUUUCACGAAAUAAUUAUCUGGUUUCAUUUGGGACGGAUGAAUUAAUAAUGUAUUCUUGUUUCAAAAAGUUCUGUGAAAAAAGAAAAAAUCAAGAGAUGAUCAAAUUCAUUCACUGGCAUUUUGAUCAUCUGCAAUUUUGGAGCAAGAACAAAAACGAAGGAGUAGAAAGCCGACUGGAACAACUGGGCUUCGUUGGAACAUAAUUUGUAUAACAGGGCCCAAAUUGUAUUGGUCACUUUUAUGGGCUUCAUGUUAGAUGUGGCAGACUCUGUAAUCUAAAACCAGAAGUCUGAAACUUUUCGUUUUAUUUCGG